GUUACACAUUUCUAAAACGAGUAGGCUAAUCUUUUGUAGUCAAGAACGAAUUGUAUUCUCCCACGUUUCAUUGACAUUUCUCGUCAAGCACAGAGCAGAAAAUAGCAAAAAUGCCGGCACAAAAGCCCCCCGAGUUCAAGUUUCCCAUGCAUGAUUUGCACUUGAAGCAAUCGAUUGGCAACUUGAAAAUGGCUUGCACUCUGGCCCUGAUAGCCCCAUUGCUACUUUACACUCUUCACAACAAUCCACGCAAGAGGAAGUAUAGGACCUUCUACUCCAAGUACGAUCCUUUGGAUGCAUUCGACCGUAUGAUGAGUGGAGGAUAUCUCUCCUCGUGUCCCCCGGGAAGUGGUCCCAAAAAGGAUGACAAAAAGGACAAAAAGAAGAAAUAGAUCACAAAGAUGGAGAACUCAACCAAUACUCUACAUAAACUACCACACAAUUGAAUCAAAUUCGGACACAUAUCUGCAUUCUAACAAAUUACUCAUUGACUAUACAAUUUUAACUAAAUGACAUGGAACAGGGAGCCCCCUUACAACACUUACCAGAACUUGUGACCUAAUAUUCAAAAUCAAAAAGUUUGUUUCCUGACGAGACGCCGCUUCUUGGACAUCCUAAAUUCGAAAUUCGGUCCUUAAAUGGAAAUCAAAGUUCGAAAGAAAUAACGCCUCUUUCAAUUAUGUAUAUCAGCUAACACGUAUCUAAAAUAAAACGGAGCAUUGCAAACUA
This is a messenger RNA of Drosophila suzukii, 729 nucleotides long. RefSeq names its product Cytochrome c oxidase subunit 6C-like (gene COX6CL). The record is from RefSeq and is a predicted model, not a curated record. NCBI's taxonomy places the organism in Eukaryota, Metazoa, Arthropoda, Insecta, Diptera, Drosophilidae.